AUGGACAGCAAGGAUAUUGCAAACUUGCCGUCCCACGGGAAACCUGAUAGCGCGGAGAUCGAGAAAAUUGCCAACGCUCAGGAUGCCAACGCUUUUGAGCACGACUUAACAUUCUUCGAGGCGCUCAAAUUAUAUUCCACAGGAGUCAUAUGGAGUAUCAUCCUGUCUACCGCAGUCGUCAUGGAAGGCUACGACACGAAACUGGUCGGAACUCUAUACGCCCAACCGGCUUUCAUGAAGGCUUUUGGGAAUCAUGUUAAGGGAGACGAGUAUCAGAUAUCGGCACCGUGGCAGGCCGGACUAAGCAAUGGCUCCAUUAUUGGCCAACUCGCAGGCUUGCUCAUUGCAGGCUAUUUUUGCGAGCGAUACGGAUUUCGCACAAGCAUGAUGUGGAGUCUCCUAAUCACCAUCGCUUUCGUUUUUAUCACUUUCUUUGCUAAGUCGCUUACGGUUCUUUUAAUUGGCCAAAUACUAUUUGGAGUUCCCUUGGGCUUCUUCCAGACCAUCACCGUCAUCUACGCUAUCGAGAUCACACCGAUGUGUUUGCGGGCCUACCUGACCAACUACGUCAACUUCUGCUGGGCCUUUGGUCAAAUCAUAUGUAUUGGCGUCCUACGUGGUCUCCUGAGUCGAGAUGACGAGUGGGCCUAUCGCAUUCCCUUUGCUCUACAGUGGGUUUGGCCAGCCAUCUUGAUACCCAUGGUGUACUUUGCCCCAGAAUCGCCCUGGUGGCUUGUACGUAGGGGCCGUGUGGAUGAAGCUCGGGUGGUUGUCAAACGCCUGACGUCCCCGAAGAACGUUCACUUCGACAUUGACAAGAAUGUUGCUUUAAUGGUAGUCACCACGGAGCACGAGCGGGCUUUGGAUGAAAGAACUUCAUACCGUGCCUGCUUUUCGAAGGUCAACCUGACGAGGACACUCAUCGUCAUUGGUAUCUACUGCAUCCAAAUCCUCAGUGGAAAUCCUCUCCGUGGGUCCUCGACGUAUUUUCUCGAGCAAGCUGGUUUGCCCACCACCCAAGCCUUCAAUAUGGCUAUUGCCGGCUACGCAGUCGCGAUAGUCGGCAGCUUCUUUUCCUGGACCCUUCUCCCUCUAUUUGGCCGCCGAACCAUAUAUUUCGUUGCUUUGUUACUGAUGUCUUUCCUCCUGAUCAUAAUCGGGGCCCUGGGAAUCCCACAAGCGAUGCAACCGGAGUCCGGCUAUUCGUGGGCAGUCGGUUCCAGCCUGAUCGUCUCAUCGUUCCUGUACAACUGCACGAUUGGUCCCCUGACAAACACGCUAUGCUCGGAGAUCCCGUCGGCGCUCCUACGCAGCAAGUCGAUCGUGCUCGCGCGCUGGGUGUACACACUCACCAACAUCAUCGUCUCAGUUCUAAACUCUUACAUGCUCAACCCCACCGCUUGGAACUGGUCUGCCAAGGCCGGCUUCUUCUGGGGCGGCUGGUGUCUCGUUGCGGUCAUCUUCGCCUUUUUCUGCGUUCCUGAGACCAAGGAUCGCACUACUGCCGAAUUGGAUCACCUUUUUGGGCAGAAGAUUACCCCGCGUGCUUUUUCUAAGAAUCAUGUGGAUUUUACUGAGACGAUCGAGGUGAGGCAGGAAAAGACUGUUUGA
This is a messenger RNA of Penicillium cosmopolitanum, 1611 nucleotides long. RefSeq lists its product as uncharacterized. The coding region runs from base 1 to 1611 and encodes 536 amino acids. The record is from RefSeq and is a predicted model, not a curated record. Gene Ontology annotation, cellular component: membrane. Lineage: Eukaryota; Fungi; Ascomycota; Eurotiomycetes; Eurotiales; Aspergillaceae. Gene Ontology annotation, molecular function: carbohydrate:proton symporter activity. The transcript is spliced from 5 exons. Gene Ontology annotation, biological process: transmembrane transport; carbohydrate transport.